AUGGACGGCGUCGGCGGCAGCGUUGUGAAUGCGGCAUCAGGAGCCAACAGCAGCAAUAGUAAGAACAACAGCAGCAAUAAUAGCAGCAGCGGCAGAGACGACACAACAGCGACAGCAGAGACGGCCAACGCACCGACUGCAGACGGAGUAACGACGACAGACGACGCAAACGACACAGCGACACCCCCGACCCUCCCAGACACAUACACCUUCGACGCCUCCGACCUCUUCGACCUCUCGCCCGUGCCCACCCUCGUCGUCUCGCCCUCGUUCCGCAUCCUGCGAGUCUCCAAAGGCGUCAUCGACGCGUGGAAGUGCGCCCCCGACGACUUCCUGGGCAGGGACCUCUUCGCCACGCUGUACGGCGGCUCGCCGCUCGAGCGCUUCGACCGCAUCCCGCUGGCCGCCGCCAUCGAGGUCGCCGUGGCCUCGCGCAAGUUCCACCUGUGUCACGCCGCCUACUCGGCCCAGGGCACCUCGUACUCGGCCCGCAUCAUCCCCAUCUUCCGCGGCGACCAGCUGCUGUCUCUGGUGCUGGAGUGGGACGAGGUCGAGCCCACGACGGCUGAGGCCCGCGGCGAGGUCAUCCAGCACGCACUGUCCGUCGACGAGGUCUUUCGCCUGCUGAUUCAGACGGUCAAGGACUACGCCAUCUUCCUGCUCGACACGCGCGGCUACGUCGCCACCUGGAACACGGGCGCCGAGCUGCUCAAGGGCUACAAGAAGGAGGACAUCAUCGGCCGUCACUUCUCCAACUUCUACGGCCAGGAGGACCUCGUUGCGGCCAAACCCGAGAACGAGCUCAUCACCUGCCUGCGCGAGGGCCGCGUGCAGGACGAGGGCUGGCGCUAUCGCAAGGACGGCAGCCGCUUCUGGGCCAACGUCACCAUCACCGCCAUCUACCGCAACGGCGUCCACGUCGGCUUUGGUAAGGUGACGCGUGAUCUGACGGAGCGCAGAGAGGCCGAGCUGCGGCUGGUGGCGGCGUACGAGGAGAGCGCCAAGCUCAAGAACGACUUCCUGGCCAACAUGAGCCACGAGAUCCGCACCCCCAUGCACGGCAUGCUGUCCGCCUGCACCCUGCUGCUCGACACGGCCCUGACCGACGACCAGCGCGACACGGCCAACAUCAUCUCCGAGUCGGGCCAGGUGCUGCUGCAGGUCAUCAACGGCAUCCUCGACUACUCCAAGCUGGCGUCGGGCAACUUCUCCGUCAACACGGACUUGGUCGGCGUCGCCAGCAUCAUCACGUCUGUCGUGCGCAAUGUCCAGAUGACGCUGCUGCCGGGCGUCUACAUCAAGCUCCUCCUGUCGCCGGAUCUGCCCAAGUCCGCCCAGGGCGAUCCGCUUCGCUUCCGGCAGAUCUUCCAGAACAUCAUCGACAACGCCGUCAAGUUUACCGAGGCGGGCUCGGUGCAGGUUGCUGCAAAAGUGACGGCUGAGGACGAGACGUACUACACGAUACUGACAGAGGUCACCGACAGCGGCAUCGGCGUGCCAGAGGAUGCUGUGCAGAACCUCUUCAAGCCCUUUACCCAGCUCGAGAAGCCCACCAAGAAGCGAUACCAGGGAACUGGCCUGGGGCUGUCUAUAGCCAAGUCUCUGGCCGAACUGCUCGGUGGCCAGAUGGGCUACCGACCGAAUCAGGAGCGCCACGGCAGCGUCUUCUGGUUUACUGUCAAGCUCAAGAAGAUUCCCCGUCCCAACCAGCCCGGUGCUCCGGGGUCCAAGCUGGAGCACGAGAAUGAAAAGUCCCGCCAGGAAGCAGAGAAGGAAAUGAUGAUGAAGCGAAUCAAGGAACUGGCGCCACGAAAGCGAAUUCUCGCAGCCGAGGACAAUCUUGUCAACCAGAAAGUGCUGGCCCGCGUCCUGAAGUCUCUUGGCUUCCAGAACACCACCAUUGCCGCCAACGGAGCAGAGGCCGUCUCGACAUUGAAAGCUUCCCCCAACACCUACGACUUAGUCCUGAUGGAUAUUAGUAUGCCCGUCAUGGACGGUUUUGAGGCGACGAGGAAGAUUCGGACACAUGGCAUCCCCAUACCAAUCAUUGCCAUGACUGCGUAUGCCCUGAGGGGCGACAGCGAGACUUGCUUAGAAAAGGGGAUGGACGAUUACAUCUCCAAGCCGGUCAAUAUCAACAAGCUAUUACAAAAGCUGCUCACAUGGUUAGACUCGCCCGAGUGGGCCAACGGCGUCAACGGGCCAUCUUGA
Molecule: messenger RNA, 2211 nt
Organism: Trichoderma citrinoviride
Lineage: Eukaryota; Fungi; Ascomycota; Sordariomycetes; Hypocreales; Hypocreaceae
Exons: 1
Coding region: 1-2211 (736 amino acids)
Biological process (GO): phosphorylation; phosphorelay signal transduction system
Molecular function (GO): phosphorelay sensor kinase activity
Source: RefSeq, a predicted model, not a curated record